Hypomesus transpacificus is the source of this 1586-nucleotide messenger RNA. It is a transcript of the gene rad51ap1, whose product is annotated as RAD51 associated protein 1. Gene Ontology annotation, molecular function: double-stranded DNA binding; single-stranded DNA binding. The transcript is spliced from 9 exons. Bases 138 to 1145 code for a protein of 335 amino acids. Lineage: Eukaryota; Metazoa; Chordata; Actinopteri; Osmeriformes; Osmeridae. Gene Ontology annotation, biological process: double-strand break repair via homologous recombination; interstrand cross-link repair. The record is from RefSeq and is a predicted model, not a curated record.
AGAUUUAUCAACAUAAUUCAGUUUUCGGGCGGGCUACUGCUUACGGUUUUGACUACAGUGUGCAUUGAACAUUGUUGAAAUAGGUUUCAAGCUCAAAUUCACGCCAAUCGAUUAAAUAAUUAUUAGAGGACACAGAAAUGGAGCGACCGUCAAGGAAAACGAAGGUUGUAAACUAUUCUGUCGUUGAUCAAGACUUCGAUGAUGAUGAGGAUUUUGCCUUUGUGAAGGCACCACCCAGCAAAAAACCAAGGGAGUGUAUGAAAGACAUUGAACAGGAAAAGCCCAAGAAGUCUUCAAGCAAGUCAUCAAGUCAAGAGAGUGACGCACAGUCUCUUCUUGGCUGCAAGCAAAGAGUACCAGUGCAUGACAAGUUGUAUAAUAGAGAUUUAGAGGCAGCUCUUACCCUCUCCUUGCUCCAGAAUUCCGACUUAAAAGAGAAACAUUGUUCUACUUAUCAAGAUGUAAAGAACCAACCACAAACAGAUAAUGAAAAUAUAGAUCCAGCAUUGCACCUUACAAACUGCAGUGUGGACAUCAAUGUUUUGGGCCUUGACAAGAUAACAAGUGAGCAGGGAUCCCUGUGUGGCCUGUCCAGACAAAGAAAGCCUGCCUGCACAGCCCCUGAGAAGCAGAGGUCAAUGCUGAAGGAUGAAGAUGAGGACUAUCAGCCUAUAGUAACAAUAGAUGCGGAAAGCGAAGAUGACUUCAGUGAUCAAGCAGAGAGUGAAGACAAGGAGUUUAGUUUAAAGAAAGCAAAGAAAAUAAACAAGAAAGAGAAAAUCCCCCAAAAAGAUAGAAGUAAACCAGCACAGGUCUCCAGAAAGGGAACGCUGGCUACAACAAAGCCAUCUCAAGUGAAGCCACACUUAACAACAAAUCCUACAAUGGUCAAAAGUCGGACUGCGGCCAAACCUGCACCCGUAUCAAGGCAUCCUUCCACCCCUCCUCUGUCCAGAUCUACUGUCUCUGUUAGUCCAACUCCAGCAGGGGGCAGAAUACCCAAAUGGAAUCCUCCAGCUCAGAUUGGAGGAAGUCCAGGGGCAUCCCAGAAUGCCGAAGGGAAGUCCCCUGGGCAGGGUCUACGGCUUGGAUUGUCCCGUCGCAUGAGGGUCAAACCUCUACACCCCAGUGUUGCCAUCCACUGAGUGAGUUGUUUCAGUGGCCUGCUUCUGGAGACAUCGUUAUUUAGGACCCCCAUUUCACUGUCUGACUUUUUUGUCAAUUUGUCUUUGCAAUGUUUUUAAAGUGUAACAACUAAGUAAUAUUAUAUUUAUUAGACAGGUGCCCAAUAUUAUUGUUGUCCUUGGCCAUUUUCAUUUUAGGACCAUAGUCUAAUGUUUCUACAUUGUAUAUCAGAUCACUAUAGCAAAUUAUAUGUUAUAUCACUAGCAACAUAUGAAUGGUCAUCAUAGCUCCAUGGACUGGGUCAAAAAUAUGCUAUGCCUAAUUAUUAUUUUUUCACUAAUAUUUUAGGCUAUUUCUUCUCAAAACAGGCAUAAAUUGAUCCAUCAUUCAGAUACACGAUGUGUUUGUAAACAUAUGGAGAGACUGUAAAUAUGUGAUAAAACAUUAAAGAUUUAAUUGUA